AACCGUCUACCAUCUGAAUGCCGUGACCACGCAGACCCCGGCGACGUUGGCCCCAGUGCAAUUGGUGCAAGCUUUCCGGCCUGUCUGACAGUCCGUUGUUGCGUACGCUCUUCGGCCAUCCACUUCUGUCCAGACCGGUUCCGGCUCCACCGCUUCUCUCCAUCAGUAGCAUUCCUAUUAUCAUCGUGGUUAUCAUUAGGUCAAAUCGUCUCGGUAUCUAGUGCAGGAUUGCAAAGCCUCACUGCCGCCCACCCUCAAAGUCAGCUUAUCCUGUUUCCUCUUCUUCAUGCUGCUUUGUGCGGAUGUCGGCAUGCCAGCUGUAAGCGGACUCUCUCCUCGGGUCUAGAGGACCGAGGCUGGGAUUCACGGUUCUUGUUUCCGGGCGCCAAACGGCCUCCCGUGCAACCUCAUUCACCUGGACUUCCAGCAUCCGCGGGUAGCCCUGAUAGGUUCGUGGUCUCACACCACAUCACUCGAAGUCAUCGCUUAGACUCAGGAGACAAGGGAAGUCCACCUCUUGACCAAAGUUCCCCAAACGAGUGGGGCAUCUACUCACUCCGAAGCCUGAAAUGA
Protopolystoma xenopodis is the source of this 573-nucleotide messenger RNA. NCBI's taxonomy places the organism in Eukaryota, Metazoa, Platyhelminthes, Monogenea, Polystomatidea, Polystomatidae. The record is from the annotation of a GenBank genome assembly.